AUGGCCUCGGGCGGUGAUGAUGGAUACCUUUGGAUAACUGACCUGGAUACCGGCUCUCGCCAGAAAGUCAGCACUAAGCAAGAAUGCGUCGUUGAGGUGAAAUGGCUGCCGUAUGCACAGGCCAGUGGUGUUGUUGAGAUAAUAACGGCGGGUGCAGAUGGUACCUGCAAGCUCUGGAGGAAGGCAGGGAGGGAGAACAACUUCAAGCGAGUAGCCUCGGUCUCAGUGAUGUCGCAAAGCAUCGAGAGUAUCGCCUUCGAGAAUAACCGCCUGGGUGUAGUGGGACGAGGGGGUGUCUUCCUUUACCGAAUAGACCGCUCCACUUCCAGUGUUUUUGUAUCGAUUCCAGGAGACCUCGAAGAGACAGAGGGCGGAGAAGUCAACGAAGACGGGGUUCCACGAUGGAUAGGCUUCUCGAAAGGGGGGAAAGAGGUCAUGAUCGGAAUGCUGGACACCCGGGUUUUAAUGGCAUGGAAUGUCGAGUCUCAACGAAGGUUGUGGAGAGAAAGGCUGGAGAGUCGAAUCGGCAACUGCGCCUGGAAUGAGUCGACUGCAACCUUACUGGUAUGGACUUUGCAGGAUGGAGUCGACGUUUACAAGAUAAACGAUAGGCCGCAAUUUGUCUUCAAGCUCUCAUUGAAUAUCCAGAGAAACUUCCCAAUCCAAAUGGCCUUCAUCGACGAGAAACGAUUUGUCAGUGGUAGCGACAAUGGCGAGGCAUUGAUCUGGGACCUUGAGGGAGAAGAAGGUCAUUACCAAUUUGACCCCAUUGUCGUUUCAUCCGUCGGCGUUGGAACAAAGCGGGGCUCGGGCACCACUCACUUGUUCGUUGCGUGUGGAUCAUCCGAACCCUAUCGCUCCGGCACGGUCUACAUCUGGACAACGAACAAGAAUCAUAUGCUUGUUCCACAGGCGCCAACGGUAUUCGAAGAAACAUCCGAAAAGGUUAUUCGAUCGCUCGGUGUACCUCCUGGACUCGUCGAAGAGAUACCGCCAAUGCUCGUGAUCGGGGCUGCGGUUUCACUAGCAGUCGUUCUAGGUGGUAUCCUAGUUGUUGCAUGCCUUUGA
This is a messenger RNA of Coprinopsis cinerea okayama7#130, 1068 nucleotides long. RefSeq lists its product as hypothetical. Bases 1 to 1068 code for a protein of 355 amino acids. Lineage: Eukaryota; Fungi; Basidiomycota; Agaricomycetes; Agaricales; Psathyrellaceae. Gene Ontology annotation, molecular function: protein binding. The record is from RefSeq and is a predicted model, not a curated record. The transcript is spliced from 9 exons.